Acanthopagrus latus (yellowfin seabream) is the source of this 1649-nucleotide messenger RNA. RefSeq names its product 26S proteasome non-ATPase regulatory subunit 4. Gene Ontology annotation, molecular function: polyubiquitin modification-dependent protein binding. The transcript has 10 exons. Gene Ontology annotation, cellular component: nucleus; proteasome regulatory particle, base subcomplex; cytosol. The record is from RefSeq and is a predicted model, not a curated record. Lineage: Eukaryota; Metazoa; Chordata; Actinopteri; Spariformes; Sparidae. The coding region runs from base 131 to 1249 and encodes 372 amino acids. Gene Ontology annotation, biological process: proteasome-mediated ubiquitin-dependent protein catabolic process.
UCAACUACGCUCCCCUCGUCGGUAAAAUCACAGGUUGCAUCGGACCAAUCAUGUUCCGCUUUGUUCAGUCUUCGUCCAAUAGCGCGUGGGCUUGUAAGAUUACGAUAGAAAGCAACAAGAAGUUUCCAAAAUGGUGCUCGAAAGUACUAUGGUCUGUGUGGACAACAGUGAAUAUAUGAGAAAUGGAGACUUCCUACCAACAAGGCUACAGGCACAACAAGAUGCUGUCAACAUUGUCUGCCACUCCAAAACACGAACCAAUCCAGAAAACAACGUGGGCCUCAUCACUAUGGCAAACAACUGCGAGGUCCUGACCACACUGACACCAGAUUCUGGCCGCAUCCUGUCCAAACUCCACGCUGUCCAGCCCAAAGGAAAGAUCUGCUUCUGCACAGGCAUCAGAGUGGCUCAUCUGGCCCUAAAACACAGACAAGGGAAAAAUCACAAGAUGAGGAUCAUUGCCUUUGUUGGGAGUCCAGUGGAGGAUAAUGAAAAAGAUCUUGUUAAGCUGGCAAAACGCUUGAAAAAAGAGAAAGUGAAUGUGGAUAUCAUUAACUUUGGAGAAGAGGAGGUGAACACAGAGAAGCUGACUGCUUUUAUAAACACUUUGAACGGUAAGGAGGGGACAGGAUCCCAUCUGGUCACGGUCCCUCCAGGUCCCAGUCUGGCUGAUGCGCUGCUCUCCUCUCCCAUCCUGGCUGGUGAAGGAGGUUCCAUGAUGGGUCUUGGUGCCAGUGACUUUGAGUUUGGUGUGGAUCCCAGUGCUGAUCCUGAGCUGGCCCUGGCCUUGCGUGUAUCAAUGGAGGAGCAGCGACAGAGGCAGGAGGAGGAAGCCCGCAGAGCUGCCGCUGCUUCUGCUGCUGAGGCCGGCGUGCCCACACCCAGCGCAGACGAAUCAGAGGAGGCCUUACUGAAGAUGUCAGUGUCUCAGCCUGAGAGCGGUGCUGCUGUGCUUCCUGACUUCAGUAGCAUGACGGAGGAGGAGCAGAUAGCCUACGCCAUGCAGAUGUCUCUUGCUGGGGGAGAGUAUGGAGAAAUGGACACAGGAGCUCCGAUGGACACAGCUGAAUCAGCCAAGGAAGAAGACGACUACGAUGUGAUGCAAGACCCAGAAUUCCUUCAGAGCGUCUUGGAGAACCUGCCCGGUGUCGACCCGAACAACGAAGCCAUCCGCAAUGCCAUGGGCUCCCUGGCCUCCCAGACGGGAAACAAGCCAGACGGCAAAAAGGACGAAGAGAAGAAGAAAUGAGGAACGAAAGAGACAAAACCCAAGAACAAUUGCUGACUAAUGCAGGAUUACUUUAACAUGCGAAAAAGAAAAGAUUGCUGAUGCAUCGUCUGGCUGACAGCACAGCAUGAGACAGCACUCUGAACAUUUAAUAACAUAGGUUUCUGCCAGACACUCGGAAGCGCCAACAAGAAUAUCUAUUUAGUAUAAAAUCUGACUGAGUGACAUGAAUUGAUAUCAUCCCCAAAAUGUAAAAAAGGAUUUUACUCUUGAAUCGCCUCCUGCGCUCUUUACUCUUCAUUUUCUCUGCACCAUAUAUUGACAAGAGAGAAGAAUUUGUGAUGACAGGCUCUCAAACUAAACAUUUAGCCACACUCCUGUCAUGUCUUUGUGUUUUUUGCAAUAAAAAGCUGUGUGUAUA